AUGGACCCAGCAACCUCGAUCGGCAUGGUCUCUGGGAUCCUAUCAUUCGUGACAUUCGCCUGGAAACUCGUCAAAGGUGGCGCCGAGAUAUACCGCCAAGGAACCCUCGCCGAAAACGCGACACUCGAAGAUGUCCUUCACCGCGCGGAGGCAUUUCACGUCAGGCUGCAGCAGAUACCGUCAGGGCAAGGGGCCUCCUCCUCGAUGGACGUUCUCCUAUACAACCUGGCAAAGGACUGCCAAACAGUUUCUGGCGACCUUAUCCGCCUUUUAGGAUCUAUGAAGCACCCAGAUACGCAGGGAUUGCAGGCGAAAUGGAAGUUGAUGGUUGCAUCGUGGAACAACGUCAUUCACGCGAAGGAGAGGACAGAGUUGGAGGAGAAAUUGGGUCGAUGCGAAACCCGGCUGUCUGCGGUUCUAAUAUACUCCUCAAGCGUUUCCAUCUCGGAUCUCGGCCAUGCCGCGGAAAAGAACAGCACCAUCCUCGUCCAGCUUCUGACCAACGUGGAUGAGCUCAAGCGGGAACUCCAAACCCAGAACGGCGACCGGUCCUGGAUGGACGGCCGCGACCGAAAGGCCAUUGAAACCCUUAUUGGAAGGCAAGAAGAAGUUAUCCACAAAGUUGCCCACUCCAGAAUUUUGCGAGCACUUCGGUACCAGAACAUGAGGGACCGUGAUGAUAGUUUGCAAGAACACCUCGAUAAUAUACAACAGCAACUGCGAACCGUCGGUGGCUCCUACAGUUGGCUUUGCGGGCCCGAAAUUGAUUCUCUGCCCGAAGAUGCCGAAGAAGCCGCCAUGAUGAAAGACGCCCGUGACAAACUCCGUCAAUGGCUCUCUUCAGAUGGCGGCAUAUUCCACAUCGCUGGAAAGUUCGGUUCCGGAAAAUCAACCCUGAUGCAACUUCUUCGCAAUCAUCCAGAAAUCACGAACCAGUUGGAGAGAUGGGCGGGCCAAAGAACUUUGGUCAAACCUGCCUACUUCUUCUCGGUCAUGGUUGGUGGGCCCCAGCAACAACUCAGCGGCUUGUUCAAGACACUUCUGCAUGACAUCCUUAAGGAGUGCCCCGAGCUGGCGCCAGAGGUCCUACCUGAAAUAUGGAGAACAGCGCUCGACCAGCCAUGGCAAGCGAGCGGGACACACCUUACAAUCAGCCCGUCACUUGUUGAAGCUGCCCUCCGCAAAAUCAUCUGCGAUGAGCGGUUUUCCACUCAGUACUGUUUCUGUAUUUUCAUCGACGCCCUGGAUGAAUACCAAGACUCUGGUGGCAGGGAUCAAACUGAUCUGGUUGACUUGUUACAUGAGUGGGCUCCAGAAACCAGUGAGAACGUGAAACUGUGCGUGGCUAGCAGGGAGGAACCUGCGUUCUACAAUAAGUUUCCUGUUAACGCCACCUUACGCCUUCACGAGUUGACCCGGUUUGACAUGCGGCGUUUCGUAAUGCAACGGCUGCCCAAGAUUCCCGAAGAUGUCAGAAACUCAAUUGUGGAGGAGAUCCCUCAAAAAGCGGAAGGGAUCUUUUUGUGGGCGACUUUGGUUAUUCAAGAGAUCCGUGAGGACUGGGAGUCUACCGGCGAAGUGGACAUUCAUGUUCUCGACAAGUUCCCAGCUGGAUUCCGGCCGUUGGUCGACAGGAUCUACUCUUUCCUUGAAGAGUAUUGUAGGGAUCCGUCGUUUGCCCAUAGAAUGGCCAUUGUGAACUGGGAAGAUUUCGGGCUGGUGGAGACGCACCAAACGGAGGAGCACUAUUAUUCCGACACCGAGGACUGUCGGAUUAUUGAGUCGCCCGCGAUAAGCCCGGUAAUUAACUUCGCGCACCGGUCGAUCCUGGAAUAUUUCCGGGAUCCUCUAAUCGAAGAGAGGCUGAUGGAUGCUGUCGGCUUUUCAUCGCUCACUGAGGUGGCCGAUGCGAUAUGCCAAACCUUCUUAGCUGAGCUUAGCUUUGGCAGUGCCUUUAGCCACCAUCACAACAAGGAUUUUCUGGAGGGUAUUGAGGAAUUACCCUUUUACAAACACGGUGAGGUGAUGGAAUGGACCCUGCGCGAAUGGAUCGAAUGGCUCGACGUCCCAAACAAGAACACGCUCCUUCAGCUCGUCAAUGAGAGGCUUGCUGCGAAUGCCAUUGGUGCGGCAGACCCGACUGGCGACGCGCAACUAACUGGGACACUCGAAAACGGUACCUCAAAACUCCUUGGCGCGCCUGACACAGAAUUGGACCGCUCUGGGAAGGAACCCGAGGUAUCUGCUGUUGACCCGCCAGCCGCUGGGGAUAGCGUCUCACAACCCGGGUCAGGAGGUGAAAAUACGCCGGAUGGGGAAGUGGAGGAGUAUGGAGGGGAGAUGGAGAAAAGCGAUGAGGAAGGUAGUCAGGCGGAGACUCAGGAGAAAGGUCAAGGGGAUUCCCGCGAGACACCUCACAAAGAGGAAGUACUGGGAGAAGAGGAUCAGAGAGCAAGCGACGCACCAACCGCCAACACCGAGCAGCCCGGGGUGGAGAAGUUGGACCAUGGUCUUGUCGAAACCUUGAGGCGUGUUGCAGUGGAUAGGGACAUGGUUGGGUACCUGCUGACUUUUGUUAUGGGUUCGAUCUUUGCGAUGUUGGUCUCUUAUGUUUUGUGA
Dichotomopilus funicola is the source of this 2619-nucleotide messenger RNA. RefSeq lists its product as uncharacterized. The coding region runs from base 1 to 2619 and encodes 872 amino acids. The transcript is spliced from 6 exons. Lineage: Eukaryota; Fungi; Ascomycota; Sordariomycetes; Sordariales; Chaetomiaceae. The record is from RefSeq and is a predicted model, not a curated record.